AUGCCCUCCGAUCCCUACACUCGGGAUGCGUCCCGAUCCGCGAGCCCCGACAAGAAAGAAAAGACCGCACAAGUGACGCAGACCAGCCUGGAUUCUGCUCCCACGUCGCGGAGAUCUUCUUUCUCGGGAACCUACCCGGGCAGCAGCAAAUUCGCCUCCACCCCCGCGACCGGGGCUCAAACCCCAGAUCCGCUCUUCGGUCAACUGGCCGACCAUGAUGCACUCAAGAAGUUCCCGCAGACCAUUACUCGGCCGGGGGUUGAUAGCGAGGAUGAUUCCUAUGAAUUGACUGCUGUACAGCCCACUCGCGAUGCCGAUCCCACCGACGGCCAUCAUCUCAGCCACCGCCGGCCUUCUUUUGUCCAUCGGGACAAGGACUUUGCUGACGAGGCUGGCUCUCCACCCCCAAAACCGACACAGGGUCGGCCUCCAGAGAUCAGCAGCUUGGGAGCAGAAAUCGUGCUUGUCAUGGUCUGUUCCGCAGGCCUGAUGCUGUUCUCGUUCCUCCUGGGUGACGUGCUCGCCCCCCAGCUGCAGUUUCGGGAAGCCCUCGGCAUCACCAACACGGAGCUGCCCUGGCUGGUCGGAUCUUUCAAUGUUGCCAAUGGUCUGUCGGUGGUGGUUUCCGGCUCCGUGACUGACCUGAUGCCCCCAAAAUACCUCAUGGUCGGUGCCUUUCUCUGGCUCACCGUCUGGAACAUCAUCGGCGCGUUCUCAGUGCACCCCUCUCGGUAUGUGCUGUUCUUCGUGGUGCGUGCCAUGCAGGGUCUCGCCAUCGGGGUGCUUGUCUCCGGCAGCAUGAGCAUCCUGGGGCGUGUCUAUAAACCCGGCAUUCGUAAGAACCGGGUGUUUUCCGCCAUGGCCGCCUGCGCCCCGUUCGGCUUUUCCCUAGGAGCGAUCGAGGGCGGCCUCCUCUAUCAGCAUCUCCCGUGGAUCUUCGGCUGCAACGCCAUCAUCACCUCCAUCUGUGCCGUGGGUGCCUAUUUUUCCAUUCCCCCACUACGACCCAUGGCCGAUAAAGCGGGUGGAGAAGUCCCCUCUUUGCGUCAGUUCGACUUUCUCGGCGCUGCGUUUGCCAUCGGGGGGUGUGUCUGCCUGCUUUUCGGUCUCACGCAGGGUGGCGUCACCGACUGGUCUGUGUACACCUGCGUACUAACCGCCGUUGGCAUCGUGCUACUGAUCGGCCUAUUCAUCGUGGAGCGUUACGUCGCGCGACCUCUGAUUCCCAACCGACUAUGGAAGACCAAGGGCUUCACUCCGCUGAUGAUCGCCUACUUCAUGGGCUUUGGGUCAUUUUUUGGCGCGUGGCAAUUCUACGCCAUUCAAUUCUGGCUACGCAUCCAGCACGCCAGCCCCAUCGACGUGGCAUUGUACCAUCUUCCCAAUGCCAUUUUCGGCAUCGUCGCCACCUGGGUCGUUAGUCGAACCCUCCAUCUGGUUCCGGGCCAUUACAUCUACGCCAUCUCCAUGUUCGCCUUUACCCUCGGCCCGGCCUUUUUCCUCCCUCAGACAGCUACCACCACGUACUGGGAACUGUCACUCCCGGGUGUUGCCCUCGUUACCUUCGGUCCGGAUCUUGCCUUUGCGGCUGCGUCGAUCUUCAUCACUAGCAAUGUUGCGCGCUCGUAUCAGGGCAGUGCGGGGAGUUUACUGGUCACGAACCAGAACUUGUCCUCGGCUAUUAUUACCAGUGUGGCUGAUGCGAUUGGCACGCGUGUGGAUAAACAGCCGGAUGGCAGUGUGGGUCUGCAUGGACUGAGGUCUAUUUGGUGGUUUGCGCUGGGAUGCCAGUUGGUUGCUGCGUUGAUUACUGUUACGUCGGUGCGGAUACCCAAGGAGGAGGAGAAGGAACAUGUUACAUGACAUUUCUUUCUUUUCGUUGAUAUCUAUUUGUGUUGAAAG
Molecule: messenger RNA, 1902 nt
Organism: Aspergillus sclerotioniger CBS 115572
Lineage: Eukaryota; Fungi; Ascomycota; Eurotiomycetes; Eurotiales; Aspergillaceae
Product: efflux pump antibiotic resistance protein
Exons: 1
Coding region: 1-1863 (620 amino acids)
Biological process (GO): transmembrane transport
Cellular component (GO): membrane
Molecular function (GO): transmembrane transporter activity
Source: RefSeq, a predicted model, not a curated record